GACCACUGACUUCUCUACACACAAUUAAAUGGUCCGUGUUUUGCCCCUAGUAAGCGCUACCUAUCUUGUUCGGAAUAUAGAUUGUGAGCCACACAUUGGAAAUUUCCACAAUUGAAGAGUCAAGCAACGUAACUUUAACUCUUAUCAUUUAACUCUUAUCAUCGUUAUGCUUUAGACUCUCUCUAUAUAUUAACUUCGUUGGCUACAAAACCAAAUCAAACAUACCAAGUUUCUUCUUCAAUAUCUUUGUUUUGUUUCAAAUCUUUAUUUUCCAAAUGGUGAAACCGUGUCUCCAUGUUGAUUCCAUCUCCUCUUUCUUCUUCUGUCUCUUGGUCUCCAGCUUCUUUGUCAGAAGUCUUGUGUCUCUCCCCUCUCCUCGUCCUGACCAAAUUGAGAUCCUUAUGGCAUUUAAGAACGAGUUUCCAAUCCUCAAAUGCGACUUCAGUAAGUGGCCUGACUCAGAACAAAAGACAAAAUCUUGGACCAGCAAAGACGUUAAGUCCUUUGAUGGGGUUGUAUUUGAUAGCGAGACCGGUGUAGUGAUGGAACUACAUCUAGGUGGUGCAUGUCUCAGUGGCAGUCUCAGUGCUAAUAGUAGCCUUUUCAGACUCCAUCACCUCAGGUACCUUGAUCUCUCUUCCAACUACUUUGACUCCUCAUUCCUACCCGAACUUGGAAAACUCACAAACUUAGAGAUCUUGUAUCUUUCUGAUAUGGGCUUAGCCGGUGAAAUUCCAUCCUCAUUCAGUAGCCUAAACCGUCUAACCAAGUUGCAACUUUCCGGUAACGAGUUUAUUGGCAGUUUUUCCCCUCUUUUCAAUCUAUCGAAGCUCUCUUCUUUAUUUCUUGGUAAUAAUCUCUUUUCUGGAAACAUUCCAUGUUCUCUACUCACCCUUCCUUCCCUGUCAACUCUUGAUUUGAGCCAUAACCAUCUCAUCGACUCUCUUGAAACUAUGAAUUGCUCUUCAUCAUCUAAUCUUGAAAGGUUAGACCUUAGCUAUAACCGUCUCAGUGGUCGAAUCCUAGAGCCUCUCUCAAAAUUAACCAACCUCCAAGAACUCUACCUAUCUUUUCAGAACACAACCGACCCAAUCAACUUCAUCUCCUCCUUGGGCUUCAAGUCUUUAGAGUGGCUGGAUCUUUCCGGACAUGCUAUAUCAAGGCUUAAUCUUGGAUCACCAAAUUUGAAGGAACUAUACUUGGAUAACUGCAGCCUCAACGAGUUCCCCACAUUUAUUAAAGACCUACAGAAGCUGGAAACUUUGGACAUGGGAAACAAUAGACUCAAAGGAGAAGUGCCUAAAUGGUUGUGGAGUAUGUCUUCUUUGAUUGAAUUGUAUCUGUCUCAAAACUCCUUCGAUAGCUUUGAAGACAAGACAGAAAUGCUUCUCAAUUCGUCGCUUACCCUAUUAGAUCUGAGGUCAAACGCUUUUCGAGGAUCUCUUCCUAUUAUUUCACCGUGGUUGAUAGUCAUGCUUGCAUCAGAUAAUAGUUUCACAGGAGACAUACCUCUUUCAUUGUGCAAUCAAAGAUUCCUACUUGUCCUUGAUCUAGGGCACAACAAUUUCAGUGGUUCUAUUCCCUCAUGCUUGAUUAAUUCAUUUGUACAACAACUGGAUCUCCAUAACAACAAUCUCACAGGGAGACUUCCCGACAUACUCGACAAAACUGGCUCACUAGUAACACUUGACGUUAGGCAUAAUCAAAUAACUGGGAAGCUUCCAAGGUCUCUUACCAAUUGCAAAUACCUAUAUGUUCUAAACGUGGAGGGCAAUAAAAUCGUGGACACCUUUCCGUUUUGGCUGAAAGAACUACCGAACCUAAGAGUCAUGGUCCUACGGUCAAACAUGUUCCAUGGUCCACUCUAUUCUCCUCAACAUCCUCUAUCAUUUCCACAACUGCAGAUGAUUGACAUAUCGCGUAAUAAAUUCACCGGAAAACUACCACAUGAUUACUUUGUCAAUUGGAGCACAACUUUGAUCAGUCCUCAAGAGGAAACAAAGCCAUAUUACAUGGGAGGGUCUACCAUAGUCCGUUAUGACUAUUACCCUUCUAUGUAUCUGAGGAACAAAGGAAUAAACAUGGAGCUGGAAAAGAUCCUUGAUACCUACAGAGCCAUUGACUUCUCAGAAAACGAACUUGGAGGACAGAUUCCAGAAUCUAUAAGUCUUUUGAAGUCGCUUAUUGUGCUCGACCUAUCCAGCAAUGAUUUCAGUGGUCAUAUUCCUUCCUCUUGGUCUAAUCUCACGAGCCUCGAGUCUCUAGACCUAUCUCGGAACCAACUGUCUGGAAAAAUCCCGCAGGAGCUAGCAACCCUCUCGUUCUUGGAGUACAUCAACGUUUCGCAUAACAAACUCACGGGCCAGAUACCACAGGGUACACAGAUCGUAGGACAGAGCAAAUCUUCUUUUGAAGGGAAUCUCAAUCUUUGUGGUCUUCCUCUUGAGAAGAGUUGCUUUGGGGACAAAGCACCAUCAACACCAGAGGCACAAGAGCCUGAACCUCCAAAGAAAGAACAAGUGUUGAACUGGCAAGCAGCAGUAAUGGGAUACGGCCCAGGAGUCUUGUUUGGACUCGCGAUUGGACAUGUCUUUUAUUCGCACAAACCUGUGUUGUUCUACAAGUUGUUUCGUCUCUGAAGUGAAGUUUAUGCCUUUGGUUUUGUUGAAGUAAGUUGUAAGGGUUUUUGUAACCGUUUCGACAUAGAUAUGUGUGUGAUAUGUAUUUUCACAUGAAAUGAAAGGAAACCGUGCGUAGGUUUUUCUUUUCUUUACAGAAACAUGAAAACAGAGGGGGGUCUACUCUGUUCUUCUUGGAUACACUUGUAACAUUAAGGUUAUUGUCCAUCUAGCAUUAGUAUCAGAAUCUUUCAUUUA
Brassica rapa (field mustard) is the source of this 2876-nucleotide messenger RNA. Its product is annotated as receptor-like protein 54. Gene Ontology annotation, molecular function: protein binding. The record is from RefSeq and is a predicted model, not a curated record. NCBI's taxonomy places the organism in Eukaryota, Viridiplantae, Streptophyta, Magnoliopsida, Brassicales, Brassicaceae.